UGCCUCCCUGCCCUCAACCUGCGGUCGUAUUGUUCGUGCUCAAUGACCUCGCCGGUUAACUUCGGGAUCGAGAGGUCUUUGUAUAUAGGAAACACACUUAGCUCAGGUCUCUACGUCCUGGCUGCUUGCGUGUACGGUCAAAUUCUGUCAAGGCUUCGCUCCACAAGAUGCGCUCGCAGAACGAAACUGUUCUAUUCCGUCUAUUGCACCUGCCUCAUGUUUUGCUUGACCGUCGGGACCGUUGACGCGUUGUACACCGCAGAAAAGGCAUGGAUUGAAGAUAGGAACAAUCCCGGCGGGCCGUUGGCAUCUCUCAUGGAGAGCCAAUCUAACUGGCUUCACACCUUUUCUUCUGUCUGCAUCAUCCUCGCAGACGCGCUGAACAACGGACUCAUGGUUCAACGCUGCUACCUCGUCUGGAGCUAUAGCAUUUGGAUUGUCUCGAUUCCAUUCCUCAUCGCUCUGACUUCCUUUGUCAUGUCCCUUCUAAUGACUGUUCAGAGUGCUUCGCCUGACACCACCAUUUACAAGGGGGCCGCGCUGCGCGACGGCGUCGUCUGGAUCGCGCUCACGACGGUCUUCAAUGUUCUGAUUACUGGUGCCAUUUGUCUCCGCCUGAUCUUGACGUGCCGCCAAUAUCGCGACAUUCUGCCGGCAGAGUCGAUCAAGACGUACACCAGCGUGAUGUCUGUGAUGGUGGAGUCCUCCCUCCCGUUCAGCGCUGUCAGUCUGGUCUACAUCGGCUUGCUUGUGGCGAACAGUCCUGUCGAAGGAACUUUCAGUGGCAUAUGGGCCAACGCCUGUGUCCUGUCUCCUAUGCUGAUUAUUCUGAAAAUAUGCAAAGGCAGCGCGUGGUCGCGCAGUGCUAUGUCAAAUGUGACACUGACGACGAUGAUACCAGGAGGACUCACCACUCCCGGCCACACCUUAAUGACAUGUCAAGAGCAGGAAUUGAACUUGGAGGAUAUGCGGACGCUGCAUAGUCAGGUGUAAGCUAGAUUUAUCAGUUUGUUCUAUGGUUGUACGAACGUUGUGUAUUAUAUUGACCUUGG
Molecule: messenger RNA, 1052 nt
Organism: Coniophora puteana RWD-64-598 SS2
Lineage: Eukaryota; Fungi; Basidiomycota; Agaricomycetes; Boletales; Coniophoraceae
Exons: 5
Coding region: 43-993 (316 amino acids)
Source: RefSeq, a predicted model, not a curated record